Messenger RNA from Cataglyphis hispanica, 2189 nucleotides. RefSeq names its product sialin-like. The record is from RefSeq and is a predicted model, not a curated record. The transcript has 5 exons. Bases 185 to 1789 code for a protein of 534 amino acids. Gene Ontology annotation, cellular component: plasma membrane. Gene Ontology annotation, biological process: transmembrane transport; monoatomic anion transport. Lineage: Eukaryota; Metazoa; Arthropoda; Insecta; Hymenoptera; Formicidae. Gene Ontology annotation, molecular function: transmembrane transporter activity.
CGAACAGUGUGGGGGUAUAAAUAGUGCUUCGACAGAAAAUCAUUCCCUUACAAAGCUAGGUAACGAACAACAGUCAAAUAGUCAUGGUCCAUGUUUGAAAAUUACACAAGAUCAACACAAGUAUCGUGAGUUUGUGAGAUUAUGUUCCCUUGAGUUUCGCCGGUGCUUGAAUUGAUAUCACAAUAUGAACUGUCAAAAACAUCGCCAACGAUUCUACCGAUUAUUGUUACGAUGGAUCCCGAUGCGUAUAUGGAUGUGCGUGAUGAUGUUUACCGCCUGCUGGACCAGCUACGCGUGUCGUCUACAAAUGCCGAUCCUGGUAGUGCCGAUGAUCCAUGAGCCGUUCGUCAACUACACGAACGGUGCGUGCGUGUACAACGAGCGACGACGGCGCGACAUCGUCAAUAUUUUCGACCCAGGCAGCUACCUGGAAGAAUACAUCCUGGAUCGCGUCGAGGAUCAGAGACUGCACUCACUGCAACGUCGUCAGGCAAGCGGGCCACGGUCGCCCGACGCCCGACUUGCACUCUUCAGCGGUGAACCCUUUGAUUGGACCCCGACGGUGCGGGGUCAACUGUUGGCCGCCUACGCUUACGGCAACGUGCCCGGCAAUCUCCUCGGCGGCUGGCUGUCGCUGAGAUACGGACCGCGACACACGAUCCUUUGGACGUCGAUCGUAGCAGCGGUGAUAUCACUGGUGAGCCCGUUCUUAGCGCAAUGUCACUGGGGAUAUUUAAUGUUCUCGCGAAUCAUCGUCGGCCUCACCGGCGGUGUCAUUUUCCCCUCGUGUCACACCAUGGUUGCUCAUUGGGCACCACCGCACGAAAGGGCACGUUUCAUCUGGUCCUUGCUCGGCGGCACCUUCGGCACUAUAUUAACAUAUCCGAUGAUAGCCGGAAUCGCAGAGAGUACUAAUUGGGAAAGUGGAUGGUACAUACCGUCCAUACUGAUGUUGGUAUGGUGCGCUGUCUGGGCAGUGCUCGCCUACGACUCGCCCAAGGAACAUCCGGCCAUCCCCGAAGAUGAGAAGAACUAUAUUGUAAGCGCACAAGCCGGAAUAGUACGUACUGCGAAACCAAGGUGGCAACAAACACCAGUUAAAGAGAUAUCUACAUCGAUACCGUUUCUCAGUCUAGUCGUACUCCAUUAUGGAAAUCUCUUCUUGCUCUUUUUCUAUCAAAAUUCGCUCAUGUUGUACCUAACGAAAGCAUUGGGUUUCAAAUUGACGCAAGGCGGUGCUGCGGCUGGUGCACCAUGGGCUGCUAGGAUGAUUUUUGGAUUCUUCUUCAGCUGGGCGGGUGACACCAUCAAAAGAAAGCAGAUCAUCAGCAUUGGUCUCUUACGAAAGCUGGCGACUAUAUUCUCGCAUUUUAUACCGGGUAUUUUCCUGAUACUGGUUGGCUAUGCUGGCUGUGACUUCGUGCUUGCAAACAUCUUUUUAUUCUUCGCGUUGGGUUUCAACGGUGCUGCUCUUAUCUCGAAUCUGUCGAACAAUCAGGAUCUCGCGCCAAACUUUGCCGGAUUCCUUUACGGCAUUAUGAAUACAAUCGGUACUAGUGCCGGCUUUGUUAUCCCGCCGAUGGUCGAAGAGAUAGCCGGCAAGUACGGAAAUCCAAUCCACAGAUGGCAGACACUUUUCUGGAUCGGCGCUGGAGUGUGCAUCGCAAGUAUGGUCGUAUUCCUGUUCGGAGGUAAAGGUGAUAUACAGAGCUGGAAUGAGGUCCGACCGCUCGAGGGAGCUCAGAAUGAUAUAGAAGCUAGACAAAUUAGUCCAGAGGCUGCCAAGUAGUGCAAAUCUAAUGUACGUUCCUAAUAAAGUCAAAAUUUUCAUUUUAAUAACGACACGUCAUGAACUCGACGCGAAAAGGAUGUUAAAUUUAUCGACAAUAAUACUUUGAACGACACAAAAAUCUAAAAACUGUCCAAAAAAGAUUACAAAAUUAGAAUGUUUUUAAGAAAAGUUUGAAAAAUAUAACUGAAAAAUCAAAAUAUUUAAAAGUAAAACUAGAAAUUUAAAGGGUGAAAUUUAAAAAAAUUAAAAAGUUUCAAAAACGUAUGAUAAAAUUAUAUUAUUCCUUAGUGUUGCGUAAUAUUGUUCGUCAUUUAUCGAUUUUCAUAUUAAUAAUUUUAUCAAAUUUCAUGUAUUUAUAUCAUAAUAUAUGGUUGAAUAAAGAAAUAUUGUUUUUCUA